This is a messenger RNA of Paramecium sonneborni, 208 nucleotides long. The record is from the annotation of a GenBank genome assembly. Lineage: Eukaryota; Ciliophora; Oligohymenophorea; Peniculida; Parameciidae.
AUAACAUUAGAAUGCUAUAGUUAAGGUAGGAGAAUAAUUUGGAAUAUUAAUACUAACAGUAGAAUUUCUAUCAACUGAUUCUUCAGUUUAAUUAUUUACUGAAUAUCCCAAGUAUCCUAAACUGCUGUCGAAAUUACAUCCAAAGACUGCAUCAAAAUAUAUUGUUAUUGAAUGAUGUGCUUUAUUGAUAUUAUAAAUUUAAGAAAAU